AUUAGAAUGACUCAGCUACCGUCAGUUUCGGAAUUAAUUGUGGGUACUUCCUUAAGUGAUAAUAGGCUAAAACCAUCCAAAUCAACUGAAAAUAUACCUCGUGUCUCAAGUACUCAUUCAUUAGGAUUUAAUUCAAGGAAAAAUUCGAUAAAUGAUAAUCCAAUUUAUAGACCUUCGCUUCCAAUAAGAAGAUUAACCGAACCAUCGAUUAACUUUAAUCCAAUAUCUUCAAGCAGAAACCAUUCAAUAACUUCAUUAAAUGAUAAAUAUUCCUCUCAACAAAAUUCUCCCCAAUCAAACCCAGCUGGUACUGGGUUUGUAAAUUCAAAUUAUAAUAUAAAUUAUUCAAAUGAGCCAUCUCCAACUAAUCAAUUAGGUUUCAAUAUUCCACCUCCUCCACCUCCUUCAAUACAACAUCAUGCACAUAAUGCACAUCAUGCACAUAUGCAAAUGCCUCCUUUACCGAACAUGUCUGCUCCCCCUCCUCCUCCACCACCCCAUCACCAACCACAACCUCACCAACAGCCUCAUCAACCUCAUCAACCUCAUCAACCACAUCAACCUUAUUAUACUUAUCCGGUGUACGAUCCAUACGGAAUGAUGUUACAACAACCAUUUAAUCCACAAUAUAAUAUGGCUCCAAUUAACCCAUACGAAGCCAAUAAUGCUUUAAUCAAUAAAAGAAGAAUCAUCAAGAGAAGAACAAGAACAGGAUGUCUUACUUGUCGUAAAAGAAGAAUCAAGUGUGAUGAACGUAAACCACAUUGCUUUAAUUGUGAACGUAGUAAGAAAUUAUGUCUUGGAUAUGAAAAUUUGAAUUCAAAAUUUGGUCCAAGUAAUUUGAAUUCAAAAUUUAAUAAAAGUGAAGAUAAUUUAAAGAAAAAUGAACGUAAAAUGUCAGUUUACGAUAUGAUUGGUUGAUUUAUUUGGAUAUGGGGCAUUUUUGGCAUUGGGUUUCAUUUCUUGAUUUGUAUUUUAUAUCAUUCUAUUUUAUAUUUUCUACAAUAAUACAAGGUAAUAUAAUAUUAA
Hyphopichia burtonii NRRL Y-1933 is the source of this 1029-nucleotide messenger RNA. It is a transcript of the gene WOR2, whose product is annotated as Zn(II)2Cys6 transcription factor WOR2. Gene Ontology annotation, biological process: regulation of DNA-templated transcription. The record is from RefSeq and is a predicted model, not a curated record. NCBI's taxonomy places the organism in Eukaryota, Fungi, Ascomycota, Pichiomycetes, Serinales, Debaryomycetaceae. The transcript has a single exon. The coding region runs from base 7 to 921 and encodes 304 amino acids. Gene Ontology annotation, molecular function: DNA-binding transcription factor activity, RNA polymerase II-specific; zinc ion binding.